UCUGAUGAACAGCCAAUGGUAUCUGUUUCAGGAGUGUCUACAAAAGGAAAUUUAAGAACAAAUUAUUUGCCAAAAUAUCAGACAAGUAAAACGGAGCUAAAGGUGUCUGCAGCUGUUGCUUCUGCUUCCAUGGAUUCUGUUAGAAGCACAGGGAAUCUGACAGGGGAACAGGUUGCUAAUGAAGGAGGAAUGAAGAGUGCUUCUUUAAAAGAUUUGUGUCCUGAGGACAAGAGACGCAUUGCAAACUUAAUUAAAGAACUUGCCAGGGUAAGUGAAGAAAAGGAGGUGACAGAAGAACGUCUGAAAGCUGAACAGGAGUCAUUUGAGAAGAAGAUCAGACAGCUAGAGGAACAGAAUGAAUUUAUCAUCAAGGAAAGGGAAGCUCUGCAGCAGCAGUACAGAGAAUGCCAGGAACUUUUGAGCCUUUAUCAGAAGUACCUAGCUGAGCAGCAGGAAAAACUAUCGCUCUCCCUUUCUCAACUCAGUGCUGCUAAGGAAAAGGAGCAGAAGGUGUCCAGUAAGAAGAGCUUGUGCCAACAACCAUCUUUGGAGCUAGAUGGUUCGUACUUGGGUAUUGGAGGACUUCAGAAUUCUUACAAGAAAAGCAGAGCACCAAAGGCUGGAAGCCCAGGCCAUGUUGCAUUGUCUCAGCCUUGCAGCAAUAAUCACGGUUACGGGACUGAAAUCCAUUACAACCAUCAGGAGAGUCUGAAGGGCUGUCCUGCGCAAAAUGGCCUGCACAGAAAGUGUAACAACGUGAUGUACCCAGUCAAGCAGAGGAGUGCUCACUAUGUAAAACCAACUCAAGAGAUGGAACAGAAAGCUAAUGAGGUUCAGAGCUCAUGCACUCAGCAAGUGAGUCAUGAUUGUGCCUGCAGGCAUCUUGGGAGCUCAGGUACUGCACAAGAGAACCACCAUGUCAGCCAGGUGCUUAGAAGACACUCUGGGCCAGUUCACAAAACCUGUGCUUAUUCUAGGUGCUCUCAAGCUUCUGUUCUGAAUGACAGCAUGGACUCAGGGUCUAAUGAAACAGAAAAGGCUCAAAGGUUGUAUGAAGAAAGAAGGCAGAAGCUGCUUCUGCAGAAGAUGGAGCUGGAAAUUGAAAAGGAAAGACUCCAGCAUUUAUUGGCUAAGCAAGAAGCAAGUGUGCUAAAACAACAUCAACUGUGCCAAUCCCGUGUGGAUUAUAACAGGUUUAGAGGCCACAUACCUGGUUCAGAAGAUGUGCCCAUUGAUGAAGCACCUGGAGAACUUUCUCUAAUGAUGAAUGGCAACAGCAUGGGGCUAAGUGUGCCAGUGCUGAAAUGUGAAGAUUAUUUUUCAAGGAUGCCUCCAGUGAGAAAAACCUCCAGAACACCCAGGAGCAAUGGUGAGAGCAAUUUUGAGAAGAAAAUAGUUGGUUUUGAUGCAAAUGUGGAAGACAGUCAAACUCUUCUGAUGCAAACUGAGAAGGAAGACACUAAGUCAAGGAAAGGGAUAACUUCAGGACCUAGGAAGGAUGCAGCCAUGUCUUCUGUGCUGAUAGGCAGCAGGAAAAGGCUUGUAACCACAGCCACAUCACCAAUCCAGCAUGACACUUCACGGUAA
Molecule: messenger RNA, 1587 nt
Organism: Dryobates pubescens (Downy woodpecker)
Lineage: Eukaryota; Metazoa; Chordata; Aves; Piciformes; Picidae
Product: KIAA1328 ortholog
Exons: 9
Coding region: 16-1587 (523 amino acids)
Source: RefSeq, a predicted model, not a curated record